Messenger RNA from Thamnophis elegans (Western terrestrial garter snake), 5020 nucleotides. Its product is annotated as mediator of DNA damage checkpoint protein 1-like. Lineage: Eukaryota; Metazoa; Chordata; Lepidosauria; Squamata; Natricidae. Bases 75 to 4871 code for a protein of 1598 amino acids. Gene Ontology annotation, biological process: positive regulation of transcription initiation by RNA polymerase II. Gene Ontology annotation, molecular function: protein binding. The transcript is spliced from 15 exons. The record is from RefSeq and is a predicted model, not a curated record. Gene Ontology annotation, cellular component: nucleus.
CAGAGAGGUAGGGCGCGCCCAGAAAGAGGGAUCGUUGUCCUUCGCUUUUAGGGUGCCCGGAGGAGGGUGCAUGUAUGCAAGGAAGGAUGGAACAAACUCAGUUGCUGUGGGAUGGAGAAGGCGACUCCACGGAUGGGUCUGAUGCUGCAAGGGAGACCCCUAACCCAGUGGGACGCCUGCAUCUGCUGAGCAGCAAGUAUGGCCCUGAGAAAGAUUUCUGGAUCUACCCUGGUGAGAACACCAUUGGCCGCUUGGAAAGCUGUCACGUCUGCUUGCCUGCCAACUCAGUUUCCAAAGUGCACGCAGUGAUCGAGGUGCCCUCCUCCCACGGCCCCCACCUUUUGUAUGAUCAGGGCAGCUUGAACCGGACUCGGCGCCAGCGGAUGAACUUAAUCCCACAGGUCCGGUACAGCCUCCAGGAUGGGGACACCUUGCUCUUUGCGGACGUGGGAUGCCAGUACUUCAUCCUGGUCCCGGAGGCUGAUUAUGACUCCCAUGAUGACUCCAUGGCCGUGCCACCGACCCAGGGGAGAGUGGAGGCCAGUGCGCUAGUCAUUGAGGAAACGCCUGCGCCAGGCAGGAAAAUAGGCUUUGGGCAGGUUUUGGUCCAGGAUUCUGACAAGGAAGAGGAAGGGGAGGAAGUGAUCAAUGGGACAGGAAGCUACCUGCACCACGCAUCAAAAGAUGAGUCUGGUUGCUCUAACAAAAAUGGCACAGGAGAAGGACAAGCGAGUUUGGCUUCCUUUGGUGUCUCCUCUCUUUCAGCUACUGUGGUGCCUGAAAGUGAUGAUGAAAAUGGAGACCCUCCCGUUGGUGGCUCACCCUGCCCUGCUCUGCGCCUUUCCUUUGAGAGCCAGGAGGCCGAACGGAGCCCCGUAGAGGAUGGUGGUAGUCCUUCCUCCAACAGAGAAGACUGUGGAGAGCCCAUAGAUGAAGAGGAGGCAGCUUCUGCAGAACAUGGCCUGGUGGAAGGCUUUCAUUUGGACAGCGAUACAGAUGUAGAGGAUGAAAACCAAAUGAAUCGCAUCUCUGAAGUGCCAGCAUCGUUGGACCCGGAAAAAAGGGACAGGGCCCCAGAAUUGGACCCUGACACUGAUCUGAAUGAGUCUUCACUGGUGGCUCCAGCUGUCCAUUGUCCCCAAACCCCAAUGGAGCUGGGCAGUGAUACAGAUGCGGAGGAGAGCGUAGAAAGCCCAGCUGUCUCCAGAUUAAAGCUCCCCUCUGCUUCUAUGGAAAAAGAAGAGGACGACACCAAUGCGGAAGCAGAAGUGGAGAACCCAAGUGUUGUUUGUCCAGGAAAACAUGAGCCUGUUCCCCCAAAAGAAGGUGCCUUCAAACAGUUGGAAGACAAUGAAGAUAACGCCCAACUUGGCGGGAGAAAGGAUGAUGAUAAUACAGAUGUGGAGGAAGAUUUGGAUAAUCCAGAAAGUGGUGUGAAUACCCUGCCUCCCACUGUCCAUAAAGAUGUUGACACUGAUGCGGAAGACUCAUCUGUCAAGGGAGAGACUCCAGGUAGGACCAAGAACAAUGGAGUUGGUGGACACAGUGAUAGUGAAGAUGUUGACACAGAUGUGGAAGACUCAUCUGCCAAGGGAAAAACUCCAAGUAGGACCAAGAACCAUGUAGUCAGUGGACACAGUGACGGUGAAGAUGUUGACACAGAUGUGGAAGACUCAUCUGCCAAGGGGAAAACUCCAAGUAGGACCAAGAACCGUGUAGUUGGUGGACACAGUGACGGUGAAGAUGUUGACACAGAUGUGGAAGACUCAUCUGUCAAGGGAAGGACUCCAAAUAGGACCAAGAACUGUGUAGUUGGUGGACACAGUGACGGUGAAGAUGUUGACAGAGAUGUGGAAGACUCAUCUGCCAAGGGAAAGACUCCAGGUAGGACCAAGAACCGUGUAGUUGGUGGACACAGUGACGGUGAAGAUGUUGACACAGAUGUGGAAGACUCAUCUGUGAAGGGAAAGACUCCAGGUAGGAUCAAGAACUGUGGAGUUGGUGGGCAAAGUAAUGGUGCUGAUACCAAGGAAGAAACAAUUAAACCCCAGCUGGAGAAUUCAGAAGAUACUUGUGCUCAGAGGACCUGUUCUUCAAGUGGUAAGGAGAGCAGCACAGACAUGGAAGAGGUUUCCCUCAAGAAGAUUGAGUCAGGCGGUCAUAGUGUCAGCGAGAGACACGGUGAUGUGGUUGGGGUGACAAAAAAUUCUGAGGUUGAACUCGAGAUGAGUUAUGAAGAUAGUGACAAAUCUCCUAGGGACUUUGACAAGAAGGAGCCCUCGCCGAACCCUAUGCAACCCAACCUCCCCAUGCUCUUUCUAGGUAGUGAUACAGAUGAGGAAGAGGAGGCAGGUAAUCCAGAUGUGGAAUCAAAGAAGCGCCCUCCAGUCUCUGGUGCAGAGUCCAGCAAAGGAAGUAGAGUGAGCUGUUUGGGGGAUUCAGAUGUUGGAUCUCGAGAAAAACCACCCGACCAAGACAAGGACAGUGAUAUUAAUGAGGAAGUGACAUCUGUGGGUCAUGAUAAAUCGAGGGCUCAGGACAGCGAUACAGACACGAAAGACGUUGCUCCAUUUUUACUAAGAAAACCCCUAGAAGUGAAAAGCUUCCAGAUAAUAAUCCCAGGGAGAUCCCAGGUGGAAGGAGAGCCGUUGGCUUCCUCCGCAGUGGGUAUAGGAGGAGCCUUCAAACCUCGUGAAGACAACGAAGACACAGAUGCCGAGAGAGAGGAAUCCUAUUCAGCAGAUGAGAGCAACACCGAUGAUGAGCUUGAUGUGUCCUUGCAAGCUACACAGUGUUACCUGUCGACUGAAAGCACACCGUCUGGACCUGAAAAAGCUGGAGGUAUCACAGCUACAGUAUCAGAUUCCGAUUGUGCUCUCGAAGAGGAGCCCACUCAGUCCUUUGACUUCAGCCCACACUUUUUACCCACUAAACAUCAAUUCAGGAAUGUAACCAGCUCACCUUUGAAAGACAACAGUUCUGACCAGGAAGAUGACAUCCUGGAAGCUACCCAGCCAUUCUGUGAGGAGCCCGAGCAAGUCUCAGCAGAGCCCUGCGAAGCCUUGACUGGCAAAGAGAAGCGGCUUGCCCAGGACCAACCUGAAGAGGACAAAUGUUUUGAGCCGGUGCCUCAGCCUGACUUCCCAGCUGCAACCUCUCCAGGAGAAGAAACCACCUCCAGUCUUCCAGGAGACCACCUUCCACCUCAGGCUGUGGCGUUGCCCUCUAUGCAGUCCCCGUUGCAGACACCAGAGGGCGCCCCUGAAGAGGACCCUCAGCCUCUCCCUUCUGUGCAAAUUCCCCUUGUGGCCAGCAAGGGGUCCUUGACGCCACAGGAAGAAAAAAGGGUGGAGGUUCUGGGAAGUGGAAGCCCUUCUUCCGAGGUGGUGCCGAGACAGAGUGAGGCAACUCCUGUGGGUGACGGUGUGGAAGAAAACUCGGAAUUAGUAAGAGAAACAAGGAAUACUAAGAAGGUGUUGGUGCCAACCCAGGAGGAUCCGGUUUCAGCAACGCUCCCUGCCCGUGAGUUGCGGCGCAGUCUGCGAUCUUCCACCACUUCCCCUUCACCCACCCAUGUCCCAGAAAGACGAAGCCUCCGCCGUCACGGAUCUGGGGCUGUGGUUGCAUCCAGCACCCCGGCUGCCCCAGAGACCAGGCGUAGGGGGCUGCGGCAGCUCAGCAACGCAAGUCAACGAAUGAGGAUAGUGAAGGAGAGGCCACAACAGCCCGAAGAAGAAGAGGGCCCCAGGAAGAAAGCCAGGAAUGAAGACCUGAACGCUGCUCCCAUCCCUCAAGGUCGAACGAGGAGCUCACAGAGGGAAUCCACAGCCGCCAGGAAAGUUACAGAAGUGGCGAAAGCUGUAUCUGGCAGCAACCCCGGGGCCAGGGAGCCCACAAAACGGGUCAGAGGGGCUCCUGCUCCAGAUCGUGGGCUAGAAGGACAGAGGGAGCAUCCAAGGACUCGGGCCAGCAAGCUCUCCAGCAGUAGCAGCAGUGCUUCUGUGAGCACCCCAAGCCCAAAGGAUUCUGGGAAAGACGCCAAGCCUGCGCAGGAACCCGUCUCCACUCCGUCUUCAGGAAGGAGGUUGCGGUGUCACAGCCCAGAGAGCAAAGCGACAAGUCAAAAAGCUUCAUCAGGGAGUCGCAGCCGCCGCGCCACUGGACCUGGCAGCCCUGCCCCCAAGGUGCUGUUCACAGGUGUAAUUGAUGAGGAAGGAGAGCGGGUGGUGGCCGAGUUGGGGGGUACUCUGGCGGAAUCUGUCUUUGACUGCACUCACCUUGUGACGGACCGCGUACGCCGCACUGUCAAGUUCUUGUGCGCCCUGGCUCGGGGAAUCCCCAUUGUGACGCUUGAUUGGCUGGAGAAGAGCAGACGGAAUGCUUUUUUCCUGGCACCAAACAACUUCCUUGUUCGGGACCCUGAGCAGGAGAAGAAUUUGCGGUUCAACCUCUCCACCUCGCUGCAGACGGCACAGCAGAAGGGAGCCCUGUUCCAGGGCUACGAGAUCCAUGUCACGCCCAACGUGAAGCCAGAACCGGAACACAUGAAAGACAUUGUUAAAUGCAGUGGUGGGACAUUAUUACCAAGAAUGCCACGGGCCUUUAAGGAGAAACGUAUUGUGGUAUCCUGCCCUGAGGAUCUGUUGCGCUGCAAACCAGCUCAGGAGGCCAGAGUCCCCAUCACCAACGCGGAGUUCAUCCUGACGGGUAUUCUGCAGCAGACGGUGGACUUGGAGGCUCACCGCCUGGAUGGAAAUACGGGUCCAUCUCCUGCUUCCAGCCCCCUUGUUCCCUCUACCAGAACCAGCAAGAGGCGGGCAGCCACACAGACGGCCCCAGCUCCGCCCAGCACAGCCAAGAGACGACGCUGAUUCCCCCAAGGGCGGCACUGCCUUAAAAUUGUACAUAUGGGUUUGGUUUUUUUGCCCCGCUACCAAUAAAUGGGCUUUGAAAAGACUUUUGAUGGUUUUGGAAUAGGGUCUUAGCAAUUGGACAGGGCGCUAAAUUAAAUGGGGGAGAG